GAGAAGCGAAGAGCGGCCGAGGUCAGGGGUUGGGCUUCUGGGGAUUUGGGGCAUUAGGUGGAAGGAAGGAUACGUUGUAAGGACCGAGGAAGAGGAAGCCGGGCUAGGGCGAAAGGCUUCGAAGGGCUAGGGAUAUCAUGCUAUGGAUGAGACGGGGAGUUUGGUACUAAAUCUAGGAAGGAGCAUGAGCUGUCUUCUGUAUUUUUGGUGCAGAAAAUUUGGUUGUGGGUGUCUGCCAGAUGGCCUCAAAUGGUGAAGAUGGUAUUGCUUGGUACCAAAAAAAGGUUGGAGCCUAUGAUCAACAAAUAUGGGAAAAGUCUAUAGAACAGACUGAGAUGAAGGGCUUCAAAAACAGACCCAAAAAGAAAGGUCACAUACAGCUGGACCUAAUAGAUGUUGACUUGAUCCGAGGGUCUACAUUUGCCAAAGCUAAACCUGAAAUUCCUUGGACUUCUCUUACAAGGAAAGGAAUUGUGCGGGUUGUAUUCUUCCCAUUUUUUAGCCAUUGGUGGAUACAAGUCACAUCCUUGCGUAUUUUUACAUGGCUUCUAGUGCUCUAUGUGUUACAAGUUGUAGCAAUUGUGUUAUACUACAUGAUGCCUGUUGUGAAUGUAAGUGAAAUUAUUGGACCUUUGUGCCUAAUGCUACUGAUGGGAACCGUACACUGUCAAAUAGUAUCUACUCAGCUGUCAAAACCGUCAGGGACCAAUGGAAGCAGUGCUAGCAAGAGAAGAAGAAAAAUGCGGAAAUUUGCAGGAGAUGAUGGAAGCAGAGAGAUCAGUACCUAUACUUCUAUUGACAAUAUCAGCAGAGGAGAAGAGCCUUCAGGGUUGGGAUCAAGGAUUAACAGCCUCCUUGACACAGUCUUAUACAGGAGGAACAUGGAGGGGAUAAAAAGAGGACAACAGGUAGCCGAUAAAUGGACAGAAACAGAACACAGCAGCGGUAUGAGGCGCAGGAUUUCCAAGUCUGAACACAGUUUGCAGCGGUCCAAGGAUCAUGGGAUACAGUUAAGUGCAGAAAAAAAGCAGAAUAUUAAUAGACACUCUGGUGUUUCUGAUGAACUCUCAAGUGAAGAGGAUGCUGAUGCUAUGGGUCAGAGAGUUUUGUUGCGUAGAAGUGUUGAAGGUGCUUCCAAUGUCAGCAUGAAUGAGAAUCAGAGAAAGACAUCUUCUGUUGGUUCUUCAAACCAGACAGUCUCCCAGGUCAAGGAAGCCAUGAAAUCUAUGCAAAACUCUGACAGUAUAACGGACUCAGAAUUAGACACAAGAGUUCUUCAUGAGACCAAAGAUCAAUUUAGUAGUGGAGGAUCUCGGAGUGGCAGUGUAUCUCACGGGGGAUCUCGGAGUGGAAGUGUAUCUCACAGAGACUCAGAAAGUACCCGCCAUGGUUCUGAAACAGAGGAUGUGCUGUGGGAUGACUUGCUUCAUGGGCCUGAGUGCCGCUCCUCCUUUACCAGUGACAGUGAAGGAGCCAAAGGAAAAGAAGCAAGGGGAAGCAAGCGUGAUCUGAAGGAAGAUGUUUUCCAGCAGAACCACUUGUUCUGGCUGCAGAACACAAGUCCUGCUUCUUCCAAAGUGAGCGCUCUCAUCUGGGAGGGAAAUGAAUGCAAGAAACUGGACCUGUCUGUGCUGGAGAUCAGUGGGAUCAUCAUGAGCAGGGUCAAUGCCUGUCAGCAAGGAGGAGGUUAUCAAUGGCUGGGAAAUAUUGUCACCAUUGGUUUGGCAUUCCUUCCAUUUCUCUAUCGACUUUUCCACUCAAAGACCUUGGAGCAGUUGUGGUCACUUUCUUUAAAAGAACUUAUAUUUAUUUUUUGUGGGGGCACCCCAAUCCCCCUAGUUGUACUUCUUGCAAUGAUUAUCUUUCUUGAGCGACUGUGCCUCACCUGGAUGUUUUUCUUCAUGAUGUGUGUUGCUGAGAGAACAUAUAAACAGAGAUUUUUGUUUGCCAAACUUUUUAGCCACAUUACCUCUGCUCGGAAAGCCAGGAAGUAUGAAAUCCCUCAUUUCAGACUGAAGAAGUUGGAAAACAUCAGGAUGUGGUUAUCACUACGCUCUUACUUAAAGAGACGAGGCCCACAACGAUCAGUUGAUGUAAUUGUAUCCUCCAUCUUCUUACUGGCUCUUUCAAUUGCUUGCAUAUGCUGUGCACAGGUUUUAAAAGGUCACAAGACAUUUUUGAAUGCUGCUUACAACUGGGAAUUUCUAAUCUGGGAAACUGCCCUGCUUCUCUUCUUGCUGCGCUUUGCAUCUCUUGGGUCUGAAACCAACAAGAAAUACAGUAAUGUUUCAAUUCUGCUCACUGAGCAGGUAAAUUUAUAUUUAAAAAUGGAGAAGAAGCCAAAUAAGAAAGAACAGCUCAUUCUUGUGAACAAUGUCCUAAAGCUGUCUACCAAACUCCUGAAGGAGUUAGAUACACCAUUUAGACUGUAUGGGUUGACAAUGAAUCCCUUAAUCUACAACAUUACACGUGUGGUGAUCUUGUCUGCAGUCUCUGGUGUUGUCAGUGAUCUGCUAGGAUUCAAUAUUAGGUUGUGGAAAAUCAAACCGACUUGAAGAGCAGAUCCCAAGUCUUCCCCUGUGCAAAGCCCAAGAAAGAUCAAUGGAGGCAAAGGACAUAUUCAUGGGCUCGGUAUGGAAGCUGGUGCUUUAUACCAACAUGCAUGCAUUCUUCUUACUCUUCUGAGUGAUCAUAUAGCUUGAAGAUACAGUUCAAUAAACCUUGGUAAAUUAUUUUAA
Molecule: messenger RNA, 2738 nt
Organism: Heteronotia binoei (common prickly gecko)
Lineage: Eukaryota; Metazoa; Chordata; Lepidosauria; Squamata; Gekkonidae
Gene: PHTF1
Product: putative homeodomain transcription factor 1
Exons: 19
Coding region: 240-2555 (771 amino acids)
Cellular component (GO): endoplasmic reticulum
Source: RefSeq, a predicted model, not a curated record